This is a messenger RNA of Trichoderma asperellum CBS 433.97, 1257 nucleotides long. RefSeq lists its product as uncharacterized. Gene Ontology annotation, molecular function: transmembrane transporter activity. NCBI's taxonomy places the organism in Eukaryota, Fungi, Ascomycota, Sordariomycetes, Hypocreales, Hypocreaceae. The record is from RefSeq and is a predicted model, not a curated record. Gene Ontology annotation, cellular component: membrane. Gene Ontology annotation, biological process: transmembrane transport.
AUGACAGCUGCAACUCUCACUACUGGAGACCUGUCAAUAACGACAUACCCCGAUGGCGGUCUCCAAGCAUGGCUCGUCGUCCUGGGCUCCUGGGCUUGCAUGAUCCCCUCCAUGGGACUUCUCAACACAAUGGCUGUAUUGCAGGCCAGAUUAUCAGAGAAUGAGCUGCGAAACCUACCCGAGUCGACGAUUGGCUGGAUUCUUAGCAGUUACGCCUUUUUCUUAUACUUCUGCGGCGCCCAAGUUGGACCCAUCUUCGACGCAUACGAUGUGAGAGUCCUCGUCAUACCGGGAAACAUUGGCAUUGUCGUUUCCAUGAUGCUGAUCGGCCUAUGUAAAGAAUUCUACCAAUUCUUCCUCUGCUUCGGUCUCCUAGGAGGUGCCUCUGCCUCCCUCCUAUUCAAUCCCGCCAUCGCCAUCAUCGGCCACUACUUUGAUAAACGCCGCGCCCUCGCCACAGGCAUUGCUUGCACAGCCGGUGGCCUCGGCGGCAUCAUAUUCCCUCUCAUGAUCCUGUACAUCACCCCUGAGAUUGGAUUUCCCUGGGCCACCCGCAUCAUCGGCUUCAUCUGCCUCGCCAUGGGAGGCAUCUCCAUCACCCUCAUGAAGAAGCGGCUGCCUCACAACAAGAGCAGCACUCGCAUCGGCAGCGCUAUUGACCUAAAGGCUCUCCGCGAUCCCAAGUACGCGCUCACAACCCUUGCAGUCUUCUUGGUUGAGUUUGCCGUCUUUAUUCCCUACACUUACAUCUCCUCCUAUGCAAUCCACGCCGGAAUGCCCACUCAGCGAGCCUAUCUCCUCAACGCUCUUGUCAAUGUAGGCGCAAUCCCUGGUCGUGCUCUGCCCGGCUUUGCAGCCGACCGCUUUGGUGCUUUCAACGUCCUGGCUCUCACAUCCACUACUUGCGCAGCCCUCAUUUUUGCGCUGUGGUACUCUGCCGGUACAAACGAGUCUGCCAUCUACUCGUUUACUGUGCUGUAUGGCUUCUGGUCCGGCGCCGCGAUUAGUAUUACACCUGUGUGUAUUAGCAGGGUAUGCAACAUUGAAGAUAUUGGCAAGCGAACCGGCACAGCCUUUUUCAUUGCAAGCUUCGGCGUGCUCAUUGGCCUUCCCAUUGCGGGAGCUAUUUUACGAGCAGACAACGGCUCCUAUGACGGCGUUAUCAUAUUUGCGGGAGUCUUUUACGCAGCAACCGUUUUCACACUUUACCUUGCUCGGGGUGUAGCAGCUGGUUGGGGGCUCAAGGUUCUCUUUUGA